Messenger RNA from Limanda limanda (common dab), 1706 nucleotides. It is a transcript of the gene hdac11, whose product is annotated as histone deacetylase 11. Gene Ontology annotation, molecular function: histone deacetylase activity. The transcript is spliced from 11 exons. The coding region runs from base 171 to 1274 and encodes 367 amino acids. Lineage: Eukaryota; Metazoa; Chordata; Actinopteri; Pleuronectiformes; Pleuronectidae. The record is from RefSeq and is a predicted model, not a curated record.
GUAGCGGCGGAGCAGGAAGAUAUAAAGACACAGACACAGAGACAGUGUCCAGAAAAGGCGCUGUCUCUCUCCAACCCCAGCUGAGCCUGAGAGGACGGACACACACUGACUGUCUCCGCUGCCUCUUUACUCCAGCAGCUGAUCGAUGAGUGCAGCAAUGCCCGAGAAACAUGUCUCACAAAGAAGAUAGUGAAGGGAAAAGGUGCUCUCACCCCACUGGAUUGUACGCCAGCAUCCCCCGAACAUGUCUGCCCAUUGUGUACCACCCAGACUACAACAUCACUUUCAUGGGCCUUGAAAAGCUCCAUCCAUUUGAUUCAGGGAAGUGGGGAAAAGUUAUCCGCUUCUUGAAAGAGGAGAAGUUCCUUACUGAUGGGAACGUCGUGGAAGCCCUUGAAGCUACUGAGGAGGAUCUGCUGGUGGUUCACACCAAAUCGUACCUCAACAGAUUAAAGUGGUCAGCGGUGGUGGCAACGAUCACAGAAAUCCCACCUCUCAUGUGUCUGCCAAAUUUUCUGGUGCAGCGGAGGGUGUUGAGGCCUUUGCGGACACAGACAGGAGGGACAAUAAUGGCGGGGAAAUUGGCUGUUGACCGAGGGUGGGCCAUAAAUGUUGGAGGAGGCUUCCACCACUGCUCCAGUGAGAAGGGAGGGGGCUUUUGUGCCUACGCCGACAUCACACUGGCCAUCAAGUUUCUGUUUGAGAGAGUGGAAGGCAUCUCCAGGGCGACCAUCAUCGAUCUGGAUGCUCAUCAGGGAAAUGGGCACGAACGGGACUUCAUGGAUGACAGCCGAGUGUUCAUCAUGGAUGUGUAUAAUCGCAACAUAUAUCCCGGGGAUGGAUUUGCUAAAAGAGCUAUAAAAAGGAAGGUGGAGCUGGACUGGGGCACUGAAGACUCGGAGUACCUUCGGAAAGUAGAGCUCCACUCUGAGGGAACUUUGAAUGAGGUCCGACCUGACAUCAUCAUAUAUAAUGCAGGGACAGACAUCUUGGAUGGGGACCCCCUUGGAGGACUCUCCAUAUCACCACAGGGCAUUGUAAAGAGAGAUGAGAUAGUGUUCCGAGCUGCAAGGCGACGAGGAAUCCCCAUACUCAUGGUCACAUCUGGCGGAUACCAGAAAAAAACCGCCCGCAUCAUCGCCGACUCCAUUCUUAACCUGCACCAGCAGGGUUUGAUUGGAGCAGAGGCUCUGGAGGGGGAGGGCUCGUCACUGCAGGUGACCAGUAUGCUGUCCCACUCACGACAUGCAGGGUCAACAUCCAACGCUGUCUAAGGCCUGCGGUAUACUCGCUGUUUAACCAUGCGUAGGAAAGCGGCUGCACCGGGAACGGAAUUGCUCACAUAUUAGGAUAGGAACUAAACAUGUUAGUGGAGGACUCCAGCAGAGGGCGCACCACAGAACUCGGUCUGAAGACUGUAGAGUGCUCCGCAAAAAUGUCUCACACUGUUCGUUCUGCCACUUCCAGAUUUUUGUGAUGUGAUAUAUGCAUAAACAAAGAUGGUAACACUGACUAACGAUUGCUAAUGUUAAGACAGCAAAAGAUACAACCGUGCAUUCCUAGGUGGUAUGUUGAAAAUGGCGAGCUUACAUCUGUCAUGAUGCCAAUGUAGCUCCGCCAUUUCUGUCACUGACCCAUAUGUGGCGCUUAAAUGUCUGAGGACAAAGCAGCUCACUAUGCGUAGCUAACAGCAAAUAUACCGCAGG